Messenger RNA from Trypanosoma theileri, 1653 nucleotides. RefSeq lists its product as uncharacterized. Lineage: Eukaryota; Euglenozoa; Kinetoplastea; Trypanosomatida; Trypanosomatidae. Gene Ontology annotation, cellular component: cytoplasm; nucleus. The coding region runs from base 1 to 1653 and encodes 550 amino acids. Gene Ontology annotation, molecular function: protein binding. The record is from RefSeq and is a predicted model, not a curated record. The transcript has a single exon.
AUGAAAAAGGGAAGCGGUAAAUCAGCAGGAGUGGAAGGUCAGGGUAAGUCCGACUCAGCACUUGACAUGCAGUUUUGGAACUAUUUAAAGAAAGGUGAUGUUGAUGGAUUAGAAGAGAUGCUUUUACGCCGUGUGGAAGACCCAGAAACUGGUGCUGUAACAGAAGAAGUGAAUCAUAUUGUUGCCCAAAAACUUGUAAAUAGUCCAAAUGCAAAAAAGAUAUUACCACUUUCCUUUGCGGUUAGUCAAGGAAUGGAUGAACAAGGAUUACAUCUUCUUUUACGAGCUGGUGCUAAAGUAAAUGGUAAAGAUAGUGCUGCUGAACAGGCAACCGCAUUACAUACAGCCUGCUGGGGAGAAGAUGAUAUUGCUGCUGCCCUUCUUCUUCGCUGUGGGGCAAAUCCUCUCAUUACAGACGCAGAUGGACGAACACCUUUGCAUGUACUCGCCUCACUAAAUGCAGCGGCUCUUUUUUCAUAUAUUCUGGAAACUGUAACUACACCAAAUGUAGAACAGGAGGGUGUUCUCUAUUUGGAAGGUCGUUCACCUGUAAUGGUGUCAGCGGAUGAAUUACUAAAGAAAAAAGAUAACGCUGGAUUUACAGUUCUUCAUACAUGUGUAUCAGAGAUCAGUAGUGGUUCUAAUCGUGUGGUUUCAGAAUUAUUGGAUUAUUUGGAAACAAUGGCAGGAAAAAAUCCAGAGAGUGUAAAGAGUUUGGUAAAUAUUUCAACAGAAUCGGGUAGUAGCGCUUUACAUAUUUUAUUAUCCUCACCAAACAGUGAUGAAAAUAUUGUCAUUCAGAUAUUAGAACGUCUCUUAAAGCUUGGAGCUGAUCCCACAGCCAUUGAUGUAUGGGGUUACACUCCUCUGGCUGUUGCUAUUAUGGCCCAUUCAGGUAUUGCAGUAUCAAAGAUUUUGCAAAUGCUUUUAGUGCAAAUGAGUACAGAGGAAAAUGUGAUGGGAAAACUGGAGAAAACAUUUUUACAACGUGAUAGUAAAAAAGAAUAUGCACUUAUUCAUCAUGCCAUUGCACGACGAAACAUUGAAGCUGUUAAAGUUAUGGUAAAUUUUAUUAAAUCAUUAGAUGAAAAAAAUGGAUCACAUUUCAUUAAAGGAUGGAUAGGGGAUGUAAUCGCGGAAGAUGAUAUGAGUGUGGUUCAAAUGGUUGUUGAUACUAUGUGCGAUGAAAUUGCAGAUAUAUUGAUUACGGCUCAUGCUAUUGAUGAAGAUGUUUAUAACCGCCUUAAAAGUGAACAUAAAGAAAAAGAACAACAACAACAAAACAUCAAGAAAUCAAAGUUAGGUGUUAAUAAAGAUAACAACUCGGAUGAGGAGGAUGAAGAAGAAGAAGAUGAUGAUGAUGAUAGUGAAAGCAGAAACGAUCAAACUUCUAAAAAGAAUACUGGUGAUUUUUCAGGUUUUGGUUCUGCCAACAUGGCCUCGGGAUCACGGGUUCAACAAGCACGUAAAGCCAGAGCACAAGCGGCUGCACAGCGAAGGAAAAAUCCACAAACACGGGCUGGAGGUGAAGGCAUGCAGUUUAAUAGAGAGGGAAUUCCCCUCUGGGCAAAGAUUGCAUUUGGGUUUUUAAUACUCUCAAUGAUAUUAAGGGGCAUUAGUUUGCUGCGUGGGAACACAAAAGCACUUCAAUAA